Porites lobata is the source of this 1566-nucleotide messenger RNA. NCBI's taxonomy places the organism in Eukaryota, Metazoa, Cnidaria, Anthozoa, Scleractinia, Poritidae. The record is from the annotation of a GenBank genome assembly.
AUGUCCUUGCUACCUAAUUUGAAAGUCAUUAGCACACCAAGCACGGGUAUAAAUCAUAUUGACGUGCAGGCAGCCAUAGAUCGUGGUGUUCGUGUAGGCCGAAGUCCUGGGCAUUUUCAAGGUGACGCUGUCGCUGAAUUUGCUUUCGGAUUGCUAUUGGCGUCUGCGAGGUUGAUUGUGCUGGCUAAUGAGGUCGCCAAAACAACUGUUUUUUCAUCAGGCCAAGUGAGUAAACAAGAACUUAUACGUAUUCUGGGAUGCUUAAUUAGAACCCUACCUCCCUUCGCGACAAUAUUAUUUUAUACUUUUCCGUAGUAGUUUUUAGCGUCGUCACGAAAACGCGGGUGAAGCGUUGCGUGACGACACUAAAAACGGCUGUGUACAAAUGAUAUGGGAGACCACAUUAACCGCUACUAUUUGUGCUUUCAAUUUAGCAAAAAAUAGGAGUGUUCAGUCCUAUACAGCAAGUUACUGGUUCUACUCUGGGCAUUAUUGGUUUUGGAAGUAUUGGAAAAGCAGUUGCUGAAAAGGCAAAAGGAUUCAACAUGAAAAUCUUGUAUUACAGUCGAACUCGGAAAGAAGACCAAGAAAAAUGCUUAGGUAAAGUCAGUCAAGUGUGACCUUCAUAUGAAUCGUAUGUUUUCUCAGGAAGAGCAGGAACAAAUGUUGUUCAUUCAGGCAUUCCAUAAGAGUCUUAUGGGUAUCUGAAUAACAGUCCCCUACCUUAGAGUAGUUUACAGGGCUGCCAACUCUCCCGGAUAAUCAGGGAGACUCCAGAUUUUGAACCUGUCUCCAGUUUAGAGUCUGAAAUCUCCCGGAUAAUCGCCGAGGUUUGCCAUUUCUUGUAGACUCGACUUUCUAACAAUGAAAUUUCACAUAUUUUGCUUUAUUUGAGCUAUUUUACUGUUAACAUCGAACGUUUCCUCACAAACUCCGUUAUGCCGUUGUAAUAUAGGCUUGGAUAAAUUCUGCUCGUAAAAUGGGACCAAACGAACUCUCCGUAAUAGAGAGGUGUCCGUAUUAUAGAGGUGUCCGUAAGGAGAGGUUAGACUGUACAAGCAAUGAUGUGAUUGGUAGGAAGUAAACCAAUUAGGUCAAAUGUUGCAGUUCCAACAACAUCUUUUUUGCGUGUUUUUCCCAUACCAUUAACUUUUGGUAUGCAUUUUAGGUGUUUCAUUCUGCCCAGACUUGAAGAAACUGUUGCAAGAGUCAGACUUUGUCAUUUUAUGCUUGCCAUAUACUGAUCAAACCAAGCAUAUCAUUUCAUCUAAGGAACUUUGUCUUAUGAAACCCACAGCCACACUGAUUAAUGUGGGUCGUGGUGGAACUGUCAAUCAUGAUGAUCUGACAGCCGCAUUACGGAAUGGAGUCAUCAAAGGUGCUGCAUUGGAUGUAACAGAACCAGAUAAUCUUCCCAAAGACCAUCCUCUUUUUAAUAUGCAAAAUGUGAUCAUCACCCCACAUAUUGCUUCUUAUACAGAGUCCACAUUUUUGAAAGUGUUUACCACCGCUAUGGAUAAUUUAAAGGCCGGAAUUAAGGGUGAAGAAUUACCUUAUCCAGUAUAA